GUGCAAGCAGAUUGAUAGCUAUAAGAAGGGUACGUGGCAGUUAUCAAGCACUACAAGUUACUGCGCUCUCUCUCUCUCUCUUCAAAACCCCCAUCUCCUAUUUAUUUCCACCAUCUUUCCGCCACCUCUCCUCCGCCGCCCUCCGCCGCAGCAACGGGAACAUGAGAUGGUAGGCCUAAGCGUAAUCCUCGAAAACUACAGAGAUCUCUCCGAAAAACGAAGCCCCCAAAUCCUCAGCAAAGGCGCCAUGAUCAAACCUUCCUCUCCUUCUCUCUCUAACUACUCUCCUGCUUCUGGAUUUCUCGAGAAUUGUUUCCUCUGCCGGCACAAACUAUUGCCAGGCAAAGACAUCUUCAUGUACAAAGGAGAUAGGGCAUUUUGCAGUGUGGAGUGCAGGUGCAAGCAGAUUUUCAUGGAUGAGGAGGAGAGCUGCGAAAACAGUGGUUGUACGUUGGAUUACACCUGUUCAGCGGCUGCCACGUCAUCUCCGUCUUCUUCGUCGCCGUCGUCUUCCCGCAGCGGUAAGGGGGCGAGAGCUCGGGCAACAAACGCGUUUGCGUAUUGAAGUGUGUUUUUCCGUUUCUGCCCUCGGUGGAUAGCGUUUAUGGCGUCUGUGCCCCUCCCUUUUUGAGCUCUAUCUCGACGCUGCCGAGUGCGGUGCCAGGGACUGGUUUGUCAUCUCAUGUUAGCCCAUGGGUUUUUGGUUUUCCACUGGUUUUUUCGCUGGCGGAGAAAUUGGGGUUUUGGAAUUUCUCAACUUCAAGGAUGUUUUUGGAAGUUCACUUCUUAUAUAUUUGAAAAACAUUUUGGUUUGUUUA
This is a messenger RNA of Salvia miltiorrhiza (redroot sage), 818 nucleotides long. RefSeq names its product FCS-Like Zinc finger 15. Bases 167 to 565 code for a protein of 132 amino acids. The transcript is spliced from 2 exons. Lineage: Eukaryota; Viridiplantae; Streptophyta; Magnoliopsida; Lamiales; Lamiaceae. The record is from RefSeq and is a predicted model, not a curated record.